This is a messenger RNA of Anthonomus grandis grandis, 2981 nucleotides long. It is a transcript of the gene Prp6, whose product is annotated as pre-mRNA-processing factor 6. Gene Ontology annotation, molecular function: protein binding. The transcript is spliced from 17 exons. Gene Ontology annotation, cellular component: catalytic step 2 spliceosome; U4/U6 x U5 tri-snRNP complex. Lineage: Eukaryota; Metazoa; Arthropoda; Insecta; Coleoptera; Curculionidae. The coding region runs from base 112 to 2913 and encodes 933 amino acids. Gene Ontology annotation, biological process: mRNA splicing, via spliceosome; spliceosomal tri-snRNP complex assembly. The record is from RefSeq and is a predicted model, not a curated record.
AAUGUAAAAUAGUUUGCAUUUGGUAAAAUUGUCAAAACAUUGUGUUGUUUACAAUUUAAUUUUGAUGAAUAAAACUUGAAUUUACCUCUCAAAUUGCUAAAAUCUCUUAAAAUGACCACUCCACCCGCUGCAUUAGUAAACCGCAAUAAAAAACAUUUCUUGGGUGUUCCAGCGCCUUUGGGAUAUGUUGCUGGUGUUGGAAGAGGCGCUACUGGUUUCACCACUCGGUCUGAUAUUGGUCCUGCUAGGGAUGCCAACGAUGUGUCAGAUGAUCGGCAUGCCCCACCAGCUACAAAGAGACCCAAAAAGAAAGAGGAAGAGGAAGAAAAAGAGGAAGAAGAGGAUUUGAAUGACUCAAACUAUGAUGAAUUUAGUGGUUAUGGAGGCUCACUGUUCUCAAAAGAUCCAUAUGAUAAAGAUGAUGCUGAGGCUGAUGCUAUUUAUGAAGCUAUUGAUAAGAGAAUGGAUGAAAAGAGAAAGGAAUAUAGAGAGAAAAGAUUAAGAGAAGAAUUGGAAAGGUAUCGACAGGAAAGACCAAAGAUUCAGCAGCAGUUUUCAGAUUUAAAAAGAGAUCUUGUACAGGUAUCAGAGGAUGAAUGGAAGCAAAUACCCGAAGUAGGAGAUGCAAGAAAUAAAAAGCAAAGAAAUCCAAGGGCGGAAAAGUUCACCCCUUUGCCCGAUAGUGUUUUGGCAAGAAAUUUAGGUGGUGAGGCUCAAACUAGCAUAGACCCCAGCUCGGGGCUGGCUAGUAUGAUGCCCGGUGGAGCAACACCAGGAAUGUUGACUCCAACAGGAGAUAUGGACUUGCGAAAAAUUGGCCAAGCUAGAAACACCUUGAUGGAUGUAAAAUUGUCACAGGUAUCUGAUUCAGUGACAGGCCAAACAGUAGUAGAUCCCAAAGGAUACCUUACUGAUCUUCAGUCCAUGAUUCCCACUUACGGUGGCGAUAUCAACGAUAUUAAAAAAGCGAGAUUAUUAUUAAAAAGUGUCAGAGAAACCAACCCGAAUCAUCCUCCAGCGUGGGUUGCCAGUGCCAGGUUAGAAGAGGUCACUGGUAAAGUUCAGGCCGCGCGAAAUUUGAUUAUGAAAGGCUGUGAAGUGAAUCCGCAAAGCGAAGAUUUAUGGCUUGAGGCUGCUCGUCUCAAUCCCCCCGACACGUCUAAGGCUGUAAUAGCUCAAGCUGCUCGACAUAUACCCACUUCAGUGAGAAUUUGGAUAAAAGCCGCAGACUUGGAAACAGAAGUUAAAGCAAAAAGGAGAGUAUUUAGAAAAGCAUUGGAACACAUUCCUAAUUCUGUCAGACUAUGGAAAGCUGCUGUAGAACUUGAGAAUCCUGAAGAUGCUAGAAUUUUGUUGUCAAGGGCUGUAGAAUGUUGUCCAACUGCAGUAGAGUUAUGGUUAGCCCUGGCAAGACUUGAAACCUACGAAAAUGCAAGAAAAGUAUUAAAUAAGGCCAGAGAAAACAUUCCCACAGACAAGCAGAUUUGGACAACGGCUGCCAAACUUGAGGAAGCUAAUGGUAAUCAUCAUAUGGUUGAGAAAAUUAUUGAAAGGGCUAUCAGUUCAUUAAGUUCAAAUGGUGUAGAAAUAAAUAGAGAACAAUGGUUUAAGGAAGCAAUAGAAAGCGAAAAGGGAGGUCACGUUCACUGUUGCAGGGCCAUCGUAAAAGUUAUUAUUAGCUACGGAGUUGAGCCUGAGGACAGAAAACAUACGUGGAUGGAAGAUGCUGAAAACUGUACAAACCAAGGCGCAUACGAAUGUGCGAGGGCUGUUUAUAACAUUUCGUUGACAACAUUUCCAGGCAAAAAAUCAAUAUGGUUGCGGGCCGCAUAUUUGGAAAAGAACCAUGGAACUAGAGAAAGCUUGGAAAGUUUACUUCAAAGAGCGGUGGCGCAUUGUCCCAAGAGUGAGGUCUUGUGGCUGAUGGGGGCUAAAAGCAAAUGGCUUGCGGGCGACGUUCCUGCUGCUCGUGGUAUUUUAUCUCUGGCAUUCCAGGCUAAUCCCAACAGUGAAGAAAUCUGGUUGGCUGCAGUUAAAUUGGAAUCGGAAAACAAGGAAUAUGAAAGAGCAAGGAGGCUGUUGGCCAAAGCUAGAGGUUCCGCUCCGACACCUCGUGUAAUGAUGAAGAGUGCCAAACUGGAGUGGUCCCUAAACGAUUUAGAUGCAGCCACAGCCCUUUUGGACGAGGCGAUUAAAGUAUUUCCCGAUUUUCCCAAGCUCUGGAUGAUGUACGGACAAAUUUACGAACAGAGAAAUGAUUUAAAUAAAGCCUUCGAGGCCUAUAAUUCCGGGAUCAAAAAGUCACCAGGUUCAAUUCCCCUAUGGAUUCUUCUUUCUCGAUUAGAAGAGAAACGAGGCCUUUUAAUAAAAGCCAGAUCGGUUUUGGAAAAAGCCAGAUUAAAGAACCCAAAGAACGACGAGAUUUGGUUGGAGGCCAUUCGGGUCGAGUUAAGAGCAGGUAUGAAAGAAAUUGCGAACUCCAUGAUGGCCAAAGCUCUUCAAGAGUGUCCUAAUUCAGGACUUCUAUGGGCAGAGAGUAUUUUUAUGGAACCUCGACCGCAGCGUAAAACGAAAUCUGUCGACGCUCUGAAAAAGUGUGAACAUGAUCCUCACGUAUUAUUGGCUGUUAGCAAACUAUUUUGGUCAGAAAGGAAAGUUGGCAAGUGUAGAGAAUGGUUCCAAAGGGCUCUGAAAUUGGAUGCAGAUUUGGGAGAUGCGUGGGCGCACUGGUAUAGAUUUGAGCAACUUCAUGGUACAAAAGAAAAACAAGCGGAAGUAAAAGAACGGUGUCUCGCGGCAGAACCGCAUCACGGUGAAUUAUGGUGUAGCAUUUCGAAAGAUAUCAAAAAUGUUGGUUGGAGUACGGAACAGAUUUUAAUGGCGGUAGCCAAAGAAGUUCCUAUUCCUAUUUAAAAUGUGUGUGUAUGUAAGAUUUAAAUUUAUCUAUUCUAGUUUUUAGGAAUAAAAAAAAUUAUAAAUGA